Molecule: messenger RNA, 2655 nt
Organism: Gigantopelta aegis
Lineage: Eukaryota; Metazoa; Mollusca; Gastropoda; Neomphalida; Peltospiridae
Product: ectoderm-neural cortex protein 1-like
Exons: 4
Coding region: 223-1863 (546 amino acids)
Molecular function (GO): protein binding
Source: RefSeq, a predicted model, not a curated record
GUUUGUCGGUCGGUCGGUCGGUAGGCAUUCAGUAGUUAGAGAGUAUUAUUUUAAUGACAUUUCCAUAUAAAAUAAAUAUAAUUGCUUGUAGAUACUCUGGAAUACAAAGUCAAAUAAUUGCAGCUCACGAAAUGGCGGUACAACAAGGCUUCCUUAAAAAGAUUUACGAAAGACUUAUUCAAGGCGACCACAAUGACGUCAAUCAAUCAAUAAAAUAUUUACAUGCUCCUAUACCACGAAGGUUUCGAGCAUGUCUAUCCCAGGUUCGGCCACCGGAUGCCAGUAGUAGACAAUGACGUCAAACUUGUUUUUCAAGAUGACUGCAUGACAGGAAGUCGACUUUGUCUGACAGCACUGUCGUCCUAUUUUGAGUCCAUGUUGACGUCUGACAUGCUUGAGAAGAACACUAGAGUGGUCGCGUUACCGACAGUGUCUAAAGAAACCUUUGAUGAUGUGCUGAAAUUUCACUUUCUUGGUGCGGACGUCGUCAACAGCGUCAACUGUUUCUUGCUUCUUGAUAUCGCUGAGAUGAUGCAACUGGAUGAACUCAAUUCUCGCUGUCGGAUUUAUAUGAAGAACAGCCUUACAUUCACUACAAAAAAUUGCAUACACGUGUGGAGUUCAUUAAAGAAGUACGGGAUGGAAGAUGUUGCUAAAAAAGCUUUUCGGUACAUAGUCAGGAACUUGGAGGGACUUUCAAAGAAUGGGUCAAUCGCAGAUCUGACAAAAGAUGAAUAUCUUCAUCUGCUGUCUCAGGAUGAUUUGUCGCAGAAAGAAGAGGACGUCCUUCGAGAUCUUCAGAAGUGGAUCACGGAAAACAAUUCUCCAGUCGAAACUAUGGUGGAUCUGUUCGCAAAAAUCAGAUUUGAGCUCGUCAGCUACGACUAUUUGAUUGACAACGUCGCUUUUACAAGCAUUGUUAAGGAACAUGAGGACUUACAGCAAGUGGUUCAGAAGGGACUCAAAAGCCACCAUUACCACCUUGAGGAAUGGAAUUCUUUUCAAGACAACAGGUUUUCAGUACAAAUGGUUGAUGUUAUUUUCGUCCUUGGCAAAUCUAGAGUCCUCUCUGUCGCAUGUUUAACUGACCAAAGAUGGUGUAAAUUGCCGUCAUCGCCUUUUGGUUCACCAGGUGAUUGGUUUUCAGGUGCCGUCUUGGGAAAAUCAAUAUACAUUACUGGGGGCUCUGUAGCAACGACAUCAACAGCUGCAUAUAACGUAAUAAGAAAGACAUGGAUACGUGGACCACAUCUCAAGCAUCAUCGCUUUGGGCACUCUAUGGCUGUCCUAGAUGACACACUGUACGUGUUUGGAGGAGAACAUAGUAGCACUAUAGAACAGCUGCAGCUAGGGCAGCUCGAGUGGCAAGUGGUUGGAGAUCUCGAAUGUAAACUAACAGGUCCCUGUGCUGAGGCUGUUGGAGAAAAUAUUUUGAUGAUUGGUGGAAUAUCGGGUGGCUGUAAAACAUAUCCAGUGGUUUGCUUCAACACAAAGACACGCGCUGUGUGCAAAAUCAACAUCGACUUGCACAGUAACAAAGUGGCCGGAUCAUAUCUAGAGUUGCCAAACCUGUAUUUAUUACAUUCUGAUAAGGUUCUUGAAGUCAUUCAUGUCGACGACAUAAACAAACCAACAUUAAGAGUUGAACAUGUAGCAAGGUUUGGCAAAAUAUAUGACAUUUUUUGGCAGAAGUCUGGAAUUGUACACAGAGGAGACUAUAUCAUUGUUAUUUCCGAAUACGGUAUAGAGAAGUUACACAUCAAAGAUGGUUCCCGAGAACACAUUACCUUUGGUAAUGCACCAGCAUUGUUUACUCUCUUUGGUACUGUGAACAUACGGAUACCACGUUUCUGUUUGCAGUAAAACAACACAGUACAAUGGAAAUAAUGAAUGAAUGAAUAAAUGAAUGAAUGUUUAACGACACCCCAGCACGAAAAAUACAUCGGCUAUUGGGUGUCAAACUAUGGUAAAUUCAAACAAAUAAUGUUGGAAAGAAGAAGAAAGAUAUGAUCACGGUGCCCACGAUGUGUAGUGAACUUGGCUUCAGAACACCUCAAAUGAUAAAGACACGGCGUUUUACUAGAGUCAUAGAUAUAAGAUAUACAUUUUUAGACUGUGGAUCGGAAGAUGAGUUACCUUUUGGGUUUGAGCGUGAGCCAGAACCACGAGAACCUUUGGGUUUGAGCGUGAGCCAGAACCAUGAGUUAUGCGAGCUACGAUAGCUAGGUUAGCUAUGUGAUCUAUAACUGGGUGUGAGGGAUGACAGAUGUGACCAGCGGAACUGUAGGAGAACCAUCUGCAAGAGAUGUCUACAGACUGGCGUGGUGGCGGACUGUUGUUAGGAUGUCUGCAAGAGAUGUCAACAGCCAACCAUCCAAGAUGUGCUAGUGUCUGGUCGUCAUCAAGACAUUGAUAGUAUUCUCAAUGACAGUGAAUUUCAGAUGAGUUUAUACUGAUGCAAACUGAACUGGUUUAAAAUGAUUAUUUAACUAAGGCUCGAACAUUGACUAGAAGCUAGUUGGCUCAGACUGGGUUACCAUGGACACCAGAAUACAGUUUUUUGGGGGGUUUAAUUUAAGGUUUGGGUAGUGAUGCGUUUGGAGUGAAAUCGUCAUUUUGUAUAUUUAUAUUUUGUAUAUAAAUUUGUUGAAAUGG